Messenger RNA from Salpingoeca rosetta, 5279 nucleotides. RefSeq lists its product as uncharacterized. The coding region runs from base 417 to 5279 and encodes 1620 amino acids. The transcript has 12 exons. Gene Ontology annotation, molecular function: protein binding. Gene Ontology annotation, biological process: protein localization to ciliary inversin compartment. Lineage: Eukaryota; Choanoflagellata; Craspedida; Salpingoecidae. The record is from RefSeq and is a predicted model, not a curated record. Gene Ontology annotation, cellular component: ciliary inversin compartment.
GCGGCAUAAAAAGUCGUUGCACACUUGUUUAUUAUUCUUCUUGUUUGUGUGCGACGACACGACGGGUUGUCCUUUCUCUCUCAGCGCAACCCGUUCCUCUUGUUGCUGCCUCUUCCCUUAUGCCCACGCAGCAGCCGUGAACAAACAAACCAAACAGCAACAACACAGCGACAACAACAGAAGCAACAACGGGCAACAACAUUCCAUUGCAGGGAAGGACAGGCAGGCACACGCACGCACGCACAACAGCAGCGAUUGUGUGCACGACGGCAUUGGACAAGAACAAGGAACACCAGCAGUAGAUCUGUCGCUUGAACGCGGCCAGAGACCGUGUUCACACGCAAACAAGCGCGCGCACGCACACGCACAUUGUGUGCUUGGACAAGACAAGGAACGAGGAGGGUGCUGGCAGCGGCAUGACGGCUGCCUGUCGUGUGUCGCGCCGUUCACAGCGGCGCUGGCACGCGAUGCCGGCAGCAAAGCUACUGCUGGUGAUGGGUGGCACACUGCUGGUCGCCGGCUUGCUCUGUGCCACGAUCCCACAACCAGCAGCCGCUGCGCCGGUGCCAACGCAAGCUUCCAACGCAACCUCUUCUUCUCUCUCACCCUCAACAGCAACAACAACAACAACAACAACAACAACAACAACAACAACAACAACAACAACUACAACAACAACUACAACUACAACUACAACAACUACAACGGCGAGGACCGUGCUUCCUACGGACGAUGAUGACGACCACAGCCAUGGCCACGGCCAACACAAUGGGAAUGAAACCGGUGCACACUCGUCCUCAUCAUCAGCUUCCCACUCGGCGUCACCGUCUGCGGCAACAACAGCAAACGCUUCUGCGCACGCGACCCCGCCUGCUGCAAUCACAAGCCCAGGGCCAUGCUCAUGUCCAAACUCUUCAUCGCAGAGCAAGAGCACUGCAAAGACCAUCAUCAUCUCAGUCACUGUGCUGAUUGGGUUGCUGGUAUUGGCCUUCAUCACAAUCAAGACUGUCAGCAUGCGCACCGCCAACCGCACUCAGCCCAUGCAAGACGACGACGGCGAGCAGGACAGACCGAACCCGUUUGCGCUGAACCCCGAGGGCUACUGCGAGCUGCAUGUCAUGCUCGAGGAGGGCCGCGAAGACGAGUUCAUCCAGUGCAUUCGCAGCGCUCUCGCAAGCCUGGAGGUUGAUCGCUUCCACGAGAACAGCAAGCGCAGCUCCAUCGUGGACAUGUGCGACCGCUUUGGAAAGCCUCUCAUCACAUGGGCCAUCUCCUGUGAACGCUACCACGCCGCAAGAUUCCUGAUUGACCGCGGGUGCAACGUCAACCUGCCCGACAUGCACGGGUUCACACCCCUGCACACGGCGUGUCUCAACAGCACGCCUCCCGCUGUUGUGGCGCAGCUGCUGCUGGACAACAACGCCAACAUCGACGCGGUGGACCACAGGGGCCGCACAUGCAUUGCCACGGUCGCCGCAACAGGAAACUACCACCUCGCGAGUCUUUUGCUGGAGCGCAAGGCCGACCUGAACCAGGCAGAUUUCAUGGGCGUGACACCGCUGCUUGCCGCUGCUGCCAACGGCCACGCGAGCAUUGUGGAACUCAUUGUCACGAAGCGGAACUCAUCCGUCGCCAUGCGCGACAACGCGGGCAACUCCGCCCUGCACUGGGCAUGCCGCGUUGGCGCAGAGGAAUGCGUCAACGUUCUCCUCAACGCUCACAAAGUGAGCAUCACGGCGGUGAACAACAACCACGAGAACGCACUGCACCUCGCAGCCAAGGAAGGCAACACCAGCAUUGUCAGGGAGCUGUUGUACCACCGCAUUGACCGCCGCGGGACAAUGCAGGCCAAGUGCAUCAAAGAUGUGCGGGAGAUGGUCACCCACCUCUCAAACGCAAUGGAGCUGCCGGUGCACUAUGCACGCAAAAACAACCACUCGGACAUUGUCGAUGUGAUUGACGCGUGGCAGCGAAAGUACAUCCCAUCAGCGGAUACAGGCAGCUCCGUGUCAACAUCCCCUGCACCUGCCAGACGCAAGGGCCGCCGCAGCAAGGCCUCGUCCCCUGCCAAGGUGCGACAGCGCCGCAAACAACAACAACAGCAACAGCCACUGGGGCGGGUGAAGGAGGAAGAAGUGAUUGAGCUGCCGCCUGUUCGUCGCUCGUCGUCGUCGUCGUCACGACGCGGCCACCACCGCUCCGGGUCGCGGUCCCGUUCGCACUCGCGAUCCAGUUCCCGUUCCCGUUCCCGCCACCGCACGGCCAGCGGCGCUGUUGGCACAAUAGGGCGGCGCAAGACCCUGGCCACCGCCACGGCAUCCAACACCACGCGGGCGAGCGCGCGUGCAAACUCGCUCGGUGGCGAUAACGACACGCUGGUUGGUGCUGGGCUCGCGCCACGCAGGCGCUGCCGUACAAGCACGGCGGCGACAGGGCUGACGCGGGUUGGGGGCAUGGCAAGCGUUCCGGAGAUGGUGGGUGAGGACGUGAACGUGUUUGAAGGGGAUGAUGGCGCCGGUGGUGAGCGCGUUGUGCUGCCUGGUGCCGUUGUUGCUUCUACUGCUGCUUCUACUGCUGCAACUACUACUACUGCUGCUGCUGCUGGCACGACAGGCCCGUCACCACCACCGUCGUCGUCAUCGUCGUCAUCAACAUCAUCGCUGCACAUACGUGCGCGCACGGGCUCCAUGAGCAUGUUGGUGGAGGAGGACGAGGAGGAUGACCACGACCACGACCACGCUCGUGAUGACACGCAUGAUGAUGUCGAUCACGAGGACGGUCACGCUACAGCGGCAUCAGCCUCAACCCCGGCCGGCUCAGACAAGAGCAGCAGCCGUGGCAGCCGUGGCAGCAGUCGUGGUGAACGCACGGGGCAUCGUGGUCGGCGAACAAACACGCGCGGCAGUGAUGGUGGCCAUGGCACCGAUGGUCGUGGUGGACUCGGUACCCGCCGCCACGCCGCCAGCGCCAGCCCCACGGGCACGCACAACCCGCGCAAGCGUGCAAACAGGACGCCCAGCACACUGUCAUCCACAGCUGCGGCCACAGCGGCUUCGGCCAUGAUGGCAACCACCUCCUUCUCAACUAUGGGCACCAGCGACAGUGCCUGCAAGCAACCGGAGCCAGUGCUGCCCCCACGUCGUCGCCUGCCGCCGCCACUGGUACGUCGACAGUCUGGUGGACGAACGGUUGCCGCGGCCCCAGGAUCACUACCGCCACCGCCACAACCCCCAUCAUCAUCAUCAUCAUCAUCAUCAUCAUCAUCAUCCACAACCACAGCACAGCGUGCUGGUGCUAGCCACGCGUGGACCAACAACAGCGCAACACUGCACGCGCCCAACGACGUGGAUAAUGGUGGUGGCCUGCCUCUUGACCUGUUUGCUGCCGUGAGUCGGGCAGAUGAGCCGAGCACAACGGCUGCGUGUGGGGUUGGUGCUGCGCUGAUGGCUGUGGAUGGCCACGCUGAUGACGGCAUGCACGCUCACGCCGGUGACGUGCAGGCGCAACCGCACUUCAAGCUGCGCUCGUACAACCGUCGCCGCACCCACGGCCGCCACCGCACGCCAUACCACGUGUACCAGGAGCGACGCCUGCCCACGCUUGACGAGCACCCACACGCGCGCACAUGGAUGGACGAGGAACACCCCGGAACCGCCCAGCAGCUGUCGUCAACACAUGUGCCGGGCAUGUGGGAUGAGGUGGACUUUGCAAUGCCGCCGCUGCACCAAGACGGAAAGGGCGCACAGGCGGUGCACAUUGAUUUUGGGCACAGCAGCCACCACCUCGGUGACGACGACCACGACUACGACUUUGGUGAUGCGCAGGAUGCGGAGGGCUACACGUCGGCCGCGUAUGCGCAGCUGUUUGCAAAGCACGAUGAGAGCGAGCCGUUUAUGCCAAGCACGCCCUCGAUGCUGCUGGAACCAACAACAGCAACAACCACAGCAGCAGUGGCAGGGGGCUUGGGCGCUGGCGAUGGUGGUGCAGACGACUUUGACGCGUUUAUGAGCGGCCGCAGCCCUGGGCAGGCGAGCCGCGGCAGCAGAGGAAGCAGCAGCACCGGUGGCGUUGGCCGCACGCCCGGCUCGGAGGACGGUUCGGAGAACCUCAGUCAUGACGCAAUGCAGCCUGGCCAGGCUGGCGGCAUGCACGCGUUUGACACGGGCGUGUUCAGUGACACGUGGCGCAGCAGCGAGCGGCAGCGGUACACGUCGCCUGCCGAGAUGGACCACCCGGCAUUCACCAACCCAAACGUCGACUACGACAACGUGCAGGAGAUGCUACACCACCAACUGCAGGGCGUGGGGGACUUUGACGACGCACACGAGUACGAUCGCGCAACCGACCUCCCUGACGCUGAUGACGUGGAUGGUGCUGGUGGCGGCAGGAGGCUGGCUGGCCCACGAUCGAAUGGCGAAGUCAAUGACGAUGACGAUGAUCACGACGACGAUGACGAUGACGAUGAUGAUGAUGAUGAUGAUGAUGAUGGUGAUGGUGAUAAUGGUGGUGGUGGUGAUUACGAGCGCAUUUCCAACCUGCCCCUGCCAGAUGCGUUUGCCAACCCGGAUGCAGCACCGCCACACCACCGGGGCCACAGUGAGGCCGCCUUCACGUCAUCUGCUGAUUCCGUGACGAGCCUGCCCGAUCUCCACCUCACCCCGCACGAGCGCGCACACCUCUCCUCGGCCAUCAGCCCAGGCACCAGCGCAACCGGGCCCACGCCAGCGGCCAUGAUGGCGACAAAGCCAGGUCGCCAGGCUGGUGGCGUAAGGCUGCAUCGUGACAUGUCGCUCAGCCCGCACCCGCGCACGAGUGAUUCGGGUGCAGAGACAGCGGACAGCGCGUCGUGGAGCCAGGGUGCCCGCACACCGAGCAGACCCUCGUCGUCAUCCAAGGCCGUGCGUGAUGGAAGCGGCCGUGGUCGCCGCGGCAGUGGCGUCGUCGGUGCCGCUGGCGAGCGUGUGAGGCGUGUGUCAGAGCUGUAUGACGACGAUGAUGAUGACGAUGAUGAUCGCCAUCACAACAACGACAGCGGUGACAUUCGCGCCCGCGGCGCUGGUCGUGGCGUUCCUGGCCCUAGCGACGGCGCGCCUCGCCUGGGCGGCAUGAUUGUUCCUGGCGGCGCAGACUACGCCUUUGCCGGUGCCCUGGGCCUGGACGACGUGGAAGGGCCAUUUGUCGGCAACCCAGGGUUCAUGGCACAGCGCCAGCACGGCCAACAACAACAGCAACAGAUCAAGCACGUUGUCGGCGGCCAUAAUGUCGCGUCCAGAACCUGA